AGGUUGUAUUUUUUUUUUUGCGUUGUUUUUUGUUUAGUUAAAUAGGAAAACCAAAGCGGAACCUUUGUGGCGUGAUGUGUUGUGCACGGACAAUUCUAAUGAGAACACAGGAGAGCUGAAAAAGACGUGUGAAUCGCAAAGAAAAGAAGUUCAAGUGAAGUUAAGAGCUGUUAAAGUGUUUUGAAUAUUUGUUGUUCCUUCACGGACAUCCCUCCCUCAUUAUAUAUGCGGCCAGCGAGUUUGACGGUGGAGUUGGCGAAGUUGGUGGAGUUGGCGAAGUUGUGGAUAAAGAGCCAAUAAAUUCAUCUGUAUGAAGAACCGUGGUCCCGUGUUUCAUGAGGGAGCGAAAGUCAAACUCGAAGCCUGUUCAUCAGCGUGACAUCACCAGACCGUCCCGCCAGUUCAUCAAGACGGGAACUGCAGAUAAGCUACAAAAAAACGCUUUUGCACCUGUGUUAGUUCGAGAAGAUGUUCACAAGACGGAUAAACAAGUGUUUGUUUUGAAGUGUGACAAAGACUGACAUUUGACAUUUGAUAAGUUGAUAUAUAUAAGUUUCCUUUUAAUUUUGUUAUUGAAGUUUCUGGGUUUAUGUUUGAUUUAGAUAUGUAAGAAAAUUCUGUUAUAUUGAAGUUAGAAUAGGGAUAACUACCAUUUAUAAAUCAAAAUGUUGCAACCUGAUGAAAGGACUGAAAGCAAUACAGAACAUGCUGCAGAGCCAGAACCAGCAGACGUGGCUACAGAGCAACAUGAAGAACCUCGUCGAAGUGAAAGAGCCCGUACAUUAACAGAAAGGGGAAAAGUCUUUCAAAGAGAAAGGUUAGAGGGACUCAUGCUACGUUUUGACACCAUCUACGAACGAUGGAAAGCCUUAACUAAGUUGGCUAAAAAAUCUGUAAUGAGACAGGAUCCUAAUGACAUUCUGCAGGAACACAUUAGUUCUGUAGAAAAGGAACUGUUAACACUAAACAGUGUGUAUGAUGAGUACAGAUGUACAGAUAGUCCACCUCAUGACAUGCGUCAUAAGUUGGAUAAGGCUGUGUCAGUAACCAAGAUUGUAAUCAAAAAUGCACAGUCACAGACACGAGGGGAAAGGGAGGAGAUUGUUUGGCCUGAUGCUAGUUCAGUGUUCGCAUCUUCAAGUUCUAGUGUUUCACUUCCGGUCUCUGACCACUCUAAAAGGACUUUGAGUCACUCUGUAGCAUCCGCACUCUGUAGACAAGAAGCAGCAGCAGAGUAUGCAGCCACACGGGCUGUGUUGCAGAUUAUGGCUGAGCAAGAGUGUCGUAGAGAAGAGUUGGAGAAACUUGAGGCUGAGAAUAAGUUAAUAACAGCAGAUCAAGAAACUGCUGCUUACACUCGUCGCCUUGAGAGAGAAAGAGAAGAGACUGAACGUAAAAUCAUGAAGGAAAAACAAGAAGCUGCUCUUUUAAGGAGACAACAAGAAGAGAAUGUUGAGAGAAAGCGUUCUGUGGAGAACUUGAAAAGAGAGGUUGAGCGUUUAGAAGAACUUAAAAGGUUACAUGCAGCUAAAGCAAGGCUUAAGGUGUAUGAUGAAAAUGAGUUUCAUCCAACACAAGCAGUACCUGCGUGUCCUGAAGUAACUCAUCUGGAUCAAGGAGUUAGGAAACAGUCUGUGAAUCAAUACGCUGACACAGCUCCAAGUUCAAAGGGUGACUCUCAGAAAGACACAGUGGAACUCGUGAAAGUCUUAGCUGAGGCGUUGUCUGCAAACAGGUUACCCAUACCAGAACCAACCAUUUUCAGUGGGGAUGCACUGAAGUUCAGCCAUUGGAAAUCAUCCUUUCAGACAUUAAUUGAAAGAAAAAACAUUCCAGCAGCAGAAAAGAUGUUCUUUCUUCAGAAAUAUGUGGGAGGAGCAGCGAGAGAAUCUUUAGAGGGAUUUUUUCUAACUGGAUCAGAAGCAUCUUAUGAGAAGGCAUGGAAUUUGUUAAAUGAAAGAUACGGCGAACCAUUUGUUAUAGCAAAGGCGUUCCGAGAUAAGUUGCAUGCCUGGCCAAAGAUAGCACACAGAGAAAGUUCAGAUUUGAGGAAGUUUGUGGAUUUUUUGCGCAGUUGUGAGUCAGCGAUGGUUGAAAAUGAGAAUCUUAAUGUUCUCAACGAUGCAAUCGAAAAUCAGAAAAUGGCAGCAAAACUACCUGAUAGGUUGGGCACAGCGUGGAACAGAAAGGCCACAGAGUACCAACUGGAACACAGGCGAUUUCCAAAGUUCGGCUAUUUAGUAACUUUCCUGACGAUGGAGGCAAACAUUGCUUGUAAUCCUAUAACAUCUUAUACUGCUCUACACCAAGAUCAGUCGGAUAAGAGAAAAAAAGGUGGAAAACUUUGUAUCAUCCAAAGGUCAAACCAUCGGGACAAAAAGCUUUACAACCAACGUUAGUGAAAGGAAGAUAGACACAUGUGGCUUUUGUAAAAAAGUAGGUCACUUAUUACACAACUGUCGGAACUUAAUCAGAAAGCCGAUUGCUGAGCGUGUCAAAUUCAUACAAAGUGAGAAACUUUGUUUUGGGUGUUUAAAUCCUGGUCAUUAUUCCAAAUACUGCAAGAGUCGGAUGACAUGCAGUUUUUGUUCAAAGCGCCACCCAUCGUGUCUACACGAAGAGCGCCCAAAACAAGAACAGCAGCUUCCUAGUGAGCAAGCUAAAGAAACUGUAGAGGUUAAGGAAAAAAGGUCACUUUUUACAGUGCAACCACAAGAAACAGAUGUUUUCAAGGAGACUACAUCUAACAGAGUUGUAAAUGAGAAAAGUAGCACACAAACCUCAACAAUAGUACCGGUCUAUGUUUCAACACAAAGUGAUCCGACAAAGGAAGUUCUUACUUAUGCUUUGCUAGAUUCACAAAGUGAUUCUUCAUUCAUUUUGGACGAAGUUGUUGCUGGGUUAGAUGUAAACUCAGAAAGGGUUAAAUUAAAGUUAUCUACAAUGUCAUCAAGGGCAACCAUCGUGCCAUGUGAAAGAAUUCAAGGUCUACAAAUCAGAGGACUGUCUUGUUCUAAAAGAAUCACAGUGCCAGUAGUGUAUACCCGUGAGUUCAUCCCAGCUAAUCAUAAACAUAUCCCAACACCAGAAACUGCCAAGGCAUGGCCUCAUUUGGAGCAUCUUGCUGAAUAUAUCUCACCACAAAGGGAAUGUGACAUUGGUCUCUUAAUUGGGUAUAAUUGCCCUCAGGCUCUUUUACCCAGAGAAGUUGUGUGUGGAGAAGAAAGCCAACCUUAUGCACAAAAAACUGAUUUAGGUUGGAGCAUAGUGAGUUAUGGUGAUCCCUCGGAAAUCAGAAGUGAUGCAAUAGAUGUAAGUCACCGCAUUGUUGUAAAGCAAGUGAUACCUGAAACCAAAACAACAGUGAAACUUAAACGUGAAGUACACUACGUGUGUAGGACUCAGAUUAAGGAGAUUGCCACUCCUGACGAAGUGCUUAAAAUGCUGGAGUCAGAUUUCAGUGAAAGAGUUGAAGAAGCAGCCUUUUCCCAGGAAGAUCUUGAUUUCUUAAGCAAAUUAAGAAAUGGAAUCAAGCAUAAAUCGGACGGACAUUUUGAGAUGCCAUUGCCUUUUAAACAAGACAGACCAAAUUUACCAAACAAUAUGCAAUAUGUUGCUCAGCGUCUUAUGAGUCUGAAGCGAAGACUCCUGAGAGAUGAAACAUAUUAUGCAGAUUAUGUGUCCUUUAUGGAUGACAUUGUUGCUAAAGGUGAUGCUGAAAGGGUUCCAGCCGAAGAACUGCAUAAUCAUCCUGCCUGGUAUAUUCCACAUCAUGGAGUAUAUCACCCUCACAAGCCUGGGAAGAUAAGAGUUGUCUUUGAUUGCUCUGCAAGAUACCAGGAUAAAGCGCUGAAUGAUUAUUUACUUACUGGUCCCGAGCUCACAAACACGUUAGUUGGAGUUUUAUGCAGAUUCCGCAAGGGCCCAGUUGCAGUAAUGUGUGAUGUGGAACGUAUGUUUCAUCAGUUCCACGUAAGGCCUGAAGAUCGAGACUAUUUGAGAUUCUUGUGGUGGGAGAGCAGUGAUCUAAAUUCUCCACCAUCUGUCUUCAGAAUGAAAGUUCAUCUGUUUGGCGCAGCAUCGUCACCAGGCUGUGCAAAUUUUGGCCUUAAACACUUGGCCAGUGAAAGUGAAGGCAAGUUCAACAGCAGCACAGUUCAAUUUAUCCAGAGAAAUUUCUAUGUGGAUGAUGGACUUGUGAGUGUAGCAUCUGAAGUUGCAGCAGUAGAACUUGUCAGGGAAGCAAGAGAAUUGUGCAGUGGUGGCAAGCUCAGAUUGUACAAGUUCAUUUCCAACAGUGAGGAGGUGUUGAAAUCAAUACCAAAAGAGGACUGUGCUGACAGUGUGAAGGAUUUGGAUUUAGCCUCGAGACAUCCCAUAGUUGAGAGAGCUCUUGGGGUUCAGUGGUGUGUAUCCUCUGAUAACUUUCAGUUUAGGGUGACAAUCAAAGAGCAUCCUUUGACCAGAAGAGGGGUGCUGUCAACAGUAGCCUCCAUUUAUGAUCCUUUAGGCUUUGUUGCACCUUUCGUCCGACGAGGGAAACAGAUAUUGCAACAGUUGUGUCAAGAUAAAGUAGGGUGGGAUCAUCCAAUGCCAGAAGAGCUCAAAUCCCAGUGGGAAUUUUGGCUCCGUGAUCUUCAAAAACUGGUGAACAUAAAGACCAGAAGAUGUUUUAUUCCUGAAAACUUCACAGACGUUCAGCAAUAUGAGUUACACCACUUCUCAGAUGCCAGCGUAAAAGGUUAUGGCAUUUGCACGUACCUCAGAGUAGUUGAUAACUGUGGUAAGGUACAUUGCUCACUUGUUCUUGGAAAGGCUCGCGUUACCCCAACUAAAGUAACUACAGUGCCACGGCUUGAGUUAUCUGCUGCUGUGGUUGCAGCAAAGACCAGCUUCAUGUUGAGGAAGGAACUUGAAAUCAAUGAUCUCAAGGAGCAUUUUUGGACUGACUCGAUUAUGAUGCCAAUAAUGAUGCCAAACGGUUUCAUGUUUUUGUGGCCAACAGAGUUCAAAAAAUCAAAUCAACAUCAGAACCUGAACAAUGGCGGUUUGUCCAGUCAAAGGAUAAUCCUGCUGACCAUGCGUCAAGAGGCUUGACUGCAGAUCAGCUUACUGCAUCAAACUGGUUCAGAGGCCCAGACUUUCUGUGGGAAAGAAAUCUUCCAGUUCCAGAUGCUAAGGUGGGAGAAAUAGAUGACAGUGAUCCAGAGCUUCGGAAGGUACAGGUGCUAAAUGUAAAAGCUGAAGAGCAAAGAACAUUGUUAGAUCGCCUGACAAAGUUUUCCGACUGGAAAAGAGCUGUAAAGGCAAUUGCUUGUCUCAAAAAAUUUGCUAAUCAGAUCAACGGUGCUAAACCUAAACCUAAAGUGUAUGAAGCUUCCAGCAUUGAGGAACGGAAAGAAGCAGAAACAUUUAUAUUCAGAUUGGCCCAAGAAGAAGCGUUUAACAGAGAAAUAAACAGCAUAAAAAGGUGUAAUGAGAUAAAACCAAAGGACAAAGCCAGUCAGCUUUACAAACUUAGUCCAUUCUUAGAUGAACAUGGUGUUCUCAGAGUUGGUGGACGUUUGACAAGAUCAUGUCUUCAUCCUCACAUCAAGCAUCCAGUCAUUUUGCCAAAGGCAAGUCAUGUUUCGUCCUUACUGAUCAAACAUUAUCAUGAGAAGGUGCAUCAUCAAGGAAGGGGAAUCACUCACAAUGAGUUACGGUCCAACGGAAUAUGGAUCAUAGGGUGUAGCAGAGUAGUGUCCUCUCAUAUUUACAAAUGCAUCGUCUGCAGAAAGUAUAGAAGAAACACACAAGACCCAAAAAUGUCAGAUUUACCUGAGGAUAGGAUGGAAAUGUCCCCACCUUUCACUUAUUGUGGGAUGGACUGUUUUGGACCAUUUUAUGUAAGAGAUGCCAGGAAAGAACUGAAAAAAUACGGACUUCUCUUUACAUGUAUGUCUUCCAGAGCAGUACAUAUUGAGUUGUUAGAUGAUCUCACUACUGAUGCUUUCAUUAAUGCUUUGCGUGCGUUCAUUGCAAUCAGAGGAAAGGUCAGACAGUUGCGGUGUGAUCAGGGCACUAAUUCCGUCGGUGCAAACAAAGAGUUUAUGAAUGCAAUGAAAGGGUUAAAUGAGGAACAGUUGAAAGAACAUGGAUGUGAAUUCAUCAUGAAUGUCCCAUCAGCUAGCCAUAUGGGUGGUGUUUGGGAAAGGCAAAUAAGAACCAUUCGAAGUGUUCUGACCGCAAUUUUGGAUCAGUCUUCUAAAAGACUCGACAGUUCAUCAUUACGUACCUUUUUGUAUGAAGUGAUGGCUAUUAUCAAUAGCAGACCUCUGUCAACAGACCUCUUAAAUGAUCCCAGCUUUGAGCCCUUGACUCCAAAUCAUAUACUUAUGAUGAAAUCCAGUAUAAUAUCGCCACCUCCUGGAGACUUUGUGAGUCAAGAUUUGUACUUGCGUAAAAGAUGGCGACAAGUGCAAUAUUUGGCCAAUGUGUUUUGGACAAGAUGGAAGAAAGAGUACCUUCUAAAUCUUCAACAAAGACAGACAUGGCAGAAGGACAAAAGAGACACUAAGGUCAAUGACAUAGUUAUCCUUCAGGAGGAUAACUCUCCACGCUGUAGAUGGAAACUAGCCAAAGUAACAGAGGUGUACCCAAGUGCCGAUGGUAGAGUUAGGAAGGUAAAACUGUUGCUUAGCAAUUCUACCUUAGAUGAUACAGGCAAACGCUCUGCUAAACCUGUUUAUUUGGACCGACCUGUGCAAAAGAUAGUUUUACUGCUUGAAGCACAGUAAUUGUAACAUGGUUGACGCGUGAUUGUUCAUAUACUGUAAGUGAUUGUAAAGACUGCAGAUAAGUCAUGUAAAUGAAAUCACUAACUUGUGAUUUGGUGGGAGUUUAGCUGCAACGCUAGGUUGUAUUUUUUUUUUGUGUUGUUUUUUGUUUAGUUAAAUAGGAAAACCAAAGCGGAACCUUUGUGGCGUGAUGUGUUGUGCACGGACAAUUCUAAUGAGAACACAGGAGAGCUGAAAAAGACGUGUGAAUCGCAAAGAAAAGAAGUUCAAGUGAAGUUAAGAGCUGUUAAAGUGUUUUGAAUAUUUGUUGUUCCUUCACGGACAUCCCUCCCUCAUUAUAUAUGCGGCCAGCGAGGUAUGUUUGUUUGUAUUAUUUAUAUUUCUGUGAAAUGUCUAUACAAUUUAUAUGUGUAUUUAUUUGUUCUGUCAGUUUGACGGUGGAGUUGGCGAAGUUGGUGGAGUUGGCGAAGUUGGUGGAGUUGUUGAAGUUGUGGAUAAAGAGCCAAUAAAUUCAUCUGUAUGAAGAA
Messenger RNA from Oryzias latipes (Japanese medaka), 7306 nucleotides. NCBI's taxonomy places the organism in Eukaryota, Metazoa, Chordata, Actinopteri, Beloniformes, Adrianichthyidae. The record is from RefSeq and is a predicted model, not a curated record.